Messenger RNA from Synchiropus splendidus (mandarinfish), 6512 nucleotides. It is a transcript of the gene greb1, whose product is annotated as growth regulating estrogen receptor binding 1. Gene Ontology annotation, biological process: multicellular organism development. NCBI's taxonomy places the organism in Eukaryota, Metazoa, Chordata, Actinopteri, Syngnathiformes, Callionymidae. The coding region runs from base 695 to 6367 and encodes 1890 amino acids. The transcript has 34 exons. The record is from RefSeq and is a predicted model, not a curated record.
UCGCUCCCACACUUUCAUGGUCACGUGCUCCCAGAACAGAGGUCACGGAGCCGCAGACCAGGGCCGAGUCACAGGCUCGUUUGGACCUCCCCGGCCUCUCAGCCUGAAGUCUUGGUCCUCUCACUGAAGCUGGACCUGGUGCGGCCCGGCAAAUGGGCCUCGCAAGUGGGUGUGUUUCUCGCUGCCAGUUCAUGCAGGAACAGUGGCGCUGAACCUGCAGGUCUCUUGACCGCUGUGUAUUGUCAUGAAGGUGAACAACAAGUCAAAUCAACGCGCGGUUGAUUCACGCACACACACCUACAGAUGUCUGCCUCCGUGUCCCGGCGUGUUCUUACGGCUGUGUUUCGUUGCUCACCUGCGCGGACUCGUGGCGGCUUGUUUUUGCGCAGCAGACAGAUGUCGUCCACACGAGUGCGCGAGCGCUGGACGCUUCAGCGGCUCGAGGUUGUCCGAUGCUGCCAUCUACUGGCCAUUGGCUGGCACGGCGUUGGACCGGGCACUUGAGCUUCCUGGCCAGCUGAAGCGUCAGAGCUGGAUUCUUGGAGGUGAGCGGCAGAAGAACACGUGUUGCCCUCCAUUCGACAGUGUGAGAUGAAAACAACGAGCCAAGGAGGAGACAAUGGAUGGAGAUGAAACGUAGCAGUGGGAGUCAGGAGAUGAGGCUGUUUCCAAGUCAGGGAAGUGCGGCGUGCUGAUGGGGAACUCCCCUGCAGGCCUGCUGCGGACCACGCGCUUUGACCAAGUUCUCCACAACUACAUCGAGGCUUCGCUGAGGUCCAGCACGGCGGCGCCUCGACCCAUCUUCGCUCAGCUGUACCUGGAGGCGGAGCAGCCCCUGUCUGAUGGGCGCAUGGAGAAGGAAGAAGACGAUGACGAAGACUUCUCCCCGAGCCCUCCGAUUCCCUACCUGAUGAAGUCGCCGCCGGCGGGCUGCUGCACAACUGACGGCUUCUGCCAGGCGGGCGGAGAUCUGCGUCUGUCUUCGCUGGGGUCACAGCCGCUGGAGGUUCCUCCGGGCUUCACCCUUGUGGGAGUCAAGUCCCCCUCGCUGCCUGAGACGCCGCUGGUGUGCGCUGUGGAUUGUCGCUUCCUGCCGGACGAGCGGGGGCGCCACGCUCUGCUGGGCUUUUCUGGAAACUGUGUCGGCUGCGGAGAGAAGGGCUUCCACUAUUUCACCGAGUUCUCUCAACAUAUGAACCUGAAGCUCAGCAGCCAGCCCAUGAAGCAGAAGCACUUGAAAUACCACCUGCACAGAAACAGCCAGGGCCUUCUGGUGCGGGGGGCGCCCAUCUGCUGGAGGGCACACGAUGGCCGUGCCAAGGCGCCGGGGUCGAGUCCCGCCAAGAGACACGUGACCUCAGAGCAACACGCACCAAAUAAGGCGGCACACGCACCUGGCAGCUGCGCAGGUGUCGACUCAAACGCUCCGACCGCUGAGGCCGCUCACGUGCCGACGAACGGGAACCACGUGGCGCCCCCCUCCGGACCAGGGAGACCCCAGGCUGCAGGAGCUCUUGCUGGACCACCCAAAAAGCGGCACAAAGGUUGGUCCCCAGAUUCCCACCAGGACACGGUGAAGUCGCCGCCCUCCUCCUCUGCCACUUCACUGCCCCCCGCCCCCCCGACCCGACCAGCAGAGUCGGGGACCCCCGUCUGCUCCUCUCAGGGGGGUCCCCCAGACCCCCCAGUGGCCGUGCCGGAGCAGCUGCUGCACACCUGUGGGCUGCAGCCGGUGCUCUUCACAGGUCACGGUGCUCUUCCUCAGCUGACUGGAAACGUGAAGGAGGUCCUGGUCAGUUCUCUCCUCCAGACUUGCUACCUGAGCUCCCAGACGCUGCCCAGGUUCUACCAGCACUAUGGACCGUCCCCUAUCCAGCCACUGUCCACCGAGAUGCAGAUCCUGCUCACAGUCUACUACCUGGUUCAGCUCGGCCCUGAUCAAGUUCCGCUGAUUGAGGACCUGGAGCAGAUUUUCAUGAGGUCGUGGAGAGAGUCCCACCUGAGUGAGAUCCGGCAGUCCCAGCAGCCUCAGACACAGGGCCGACACUUUGCUGUUGAGAGCUGCAGUGUCCUGCCUGGAGCGCCGGGGCGUCCCUCCUUCUCGGCGCCCGGCCAGCAGGCCGUGACCCCGGCCCAGCUGCCCUGGCUCGCCCAGCUGGCCGCGUCCUCCAGCGGGGACGGGGUGACGGUGCUGACCGGAUCUCUGGCUGAGGCGCUGCAGCAGACCCUCCUCCGGCUGAAGGACGGACACUUCUCCAACACCAGCUACGUGGUCAUCAUCGCCACGGCCCCCGGACAGGAAACCCAGUCUUGUGUGGUGGUGACAGGAAAGCAGCAGUGCCGCGCUCUGGCGGAGGGAAUGUUCAGCCCCGGUGACAGUCUGAGAGAGAUCAGCCGGCAGCUGUCCACCGCUGCUGCCCAGGAGCUCAUCCAGUGCUGCAACUCCCUUGGGCAAGACGGAGACUUGGACUCGCUCCUGGAUGAUGCUGUGGUGGACAGCAGGGACUCGUCCAGCAGCCCGGUGUCCAGCCAGGAGAAAGGUCUCCAACAGGGGAGCAGCCCCGGAGGCUCCUGCCCAGGUAUGAGAGCAGCCUCGGCAGGUGUCAGGCCAGAGGCGGAGCCUCAGCCAGACUCAGCCAGCUGUCUGUCGUCAGAGUACGCGGUGCAGUGGCAGGAGGUGCGGCCCGUCCAGCUGGCGGUGGCCAGGAAGCUCUUGUCCCACGUCUGUGCCAUCGCAGACUCCAGCACCCAGAACCUGGACCUGGGCUCCUUCGACAGAGUCAGCUUCCUCAUCUUGGUCCCUCCCUCCGAAGUCACCUUCCAGCAGACCGUGCUGCACCUGUGCGCCUCAGGUGUUCUGCAGGAGCUGGGCAGCCUGGAGCAGGACUCUGGCUCUCAGCAGGAUGCUGAGCGCUACGUGGUGAAGAUGGAUGUGAGGGCGCGGGCUAGGAUCCAUGGCUUCAUCCAGGAAGCCAGCAGCAACUCCUACACGCUGUACAUCCUGGUGCAUGACCACGCCCACUGGGACAUCAGCAGCGCCUCUUGCAGUGGCUCCGACAGCGGCAUCGGUCUGGUGGACCGGCUCCUGAACUCCCGGCAGGUCAAGGACGCUCCCAACAUCCUGGUCCUCCACGUCACCUCCUUCCCCUUCGCCCUGCAGACUCAGUGCACCCGCAUCAGCCCCUACAACGAGAUCCACUGGCCGUCCUCCUUCAGUAACGACGUGGAUUUGUACCACGAAAAGACUCUGUACUUCGGCGUGUCGGAGCUUCUGGAGUCGACCCGUCUGGGAGCGGGACUUCCCCUGCUGCGCUGCGACUCGUCUUUCGAGCAGAUGGCGUCGUCUCUGGAGGAGAAGUUCCCUGAGCUGCACAGCACCGUGGUCCGCACCACGCUCCUGGUCCAGCACUACUGCGUGGCUCUGAUGGCCGUGUCCGGCCGAGUCAGCGACUGCCACAGCCUGCAGAAGCACACGUCUGUGGAGACGCUGGAGAUGGUCCAGGCUCUGCUGAGCGCUGCCCAGCAGUGCCCGGCGCACCACGGCCACAUGCUCCUGCUGCGGAUCCCGUCCUCUGCCAUGGCGGCCUGGGCUCACCGCCGGCUCAGCAGAGUCCGCCGGCAGCUGGGGCUGGAGGAGACCUUCGAAAUCAUCCUGGGAAGCCCUGGCCACGCCCUGAGUGUGGGCGCCAGCUUCACGGACCAGAUCAAGGUCUGGCUUAAAAUCCAGGAUGCAGGAUGGGUUCCUCGGACGUACCUGGAGCUGGAGGCGCUCCCCUGCAUCCUCAUACUCUCAGGUGCUGAACCGCUCGGCGAGUCUCUGCCCAGGUCUCUGAAGUACUGCGACCUGCGCGUCAUCAGCUGCUCCUACCUCCAGCGCACCAGCCUGGAGCAGGAGCUGGGACUGGCCGCCUACCUGGUGAGGGCCGAGUCCAGCGCGCAGCACAACUGUGGUCCGGGGAGUGACGUCUUGGAGAGUGACGGCGAGAAACUCAGCAGCACGGACAACGAGGAGGAAGAGACGCGUGAGAGUGCAGAGUCUCCAGGGUCCUCCGGCCAGAUGCAGCAGUCCCGUCCCAACUCUGCUCCGAGCAGCUCAGACUCGGGCCUGAAGCCUCAGCCACCUCCAGCUCCCCACCACAGAAGCCUCCUGCAGGGUCAGCCUGCUGCUGUCCAGCAGUCCAAGUCCUCCUCCUCUGACUGCUCGUCCGGAGCCUCGUCUCCCAGCCGGAGCUGCUCCUGGGCCCGGGGAGUGGCCCGGCCGCCCGCGGUGCUCCUGCCUCGCUCGCUCUACGACGUCAUCACUGCCAGCGACGGCAGCGGGCUUCCUCGCUGCACCUCCUUCCUGCCGCACGCGUCUGUGGCCUGGGCCAGUAGCUUCAGGCCGCUCCUCAGUAAGAUGAUGACGUGCACAGAGCAGUCGCUGUAUUACCGCCAGUGGACGGUGCCACGGUCGCAGCACAUGGACAGCAACAAUCGCACUGAAGGGCGGAGCGACAACUUCCACCCCCGCAGGCUGCUGCUCAGCGGCCCCCCCCAGGUGGGGAAGACGGGAGCGUACCUGCAUUUCCUUGGAAUUCUGUCCCGGAUGCUCAUCAGACUAAUGGAGGUGGACAUCUACGACGAGGAGGACAUCAACAUCAACUCCGCCUCUGAGGAAGCGCUCUUCAACCCGGUCAACCUGCCCUGGCCCAAUGCUGAGGUUUUGAAGAGCGCCCCCUUCGACUACACAGUCCACCACCCCAAGUAUGAGGACAUCAGCGCGGUGUUCUGCCCAGGAUUCAGGCCCGGCCCCAGUGGUACGUCGUCUGGUGUUGGGUUGCGCUGGUCUGAAGUUAAAGCGCUCAAUUCCCCAGCGCCGCGGCAGGAGGACGUGUAUCUCCGCAGGCGGACCACCAGAAUCAAGCUGUCCAAGUACGCAGCCUACAACACCUAUCACCACUGUGAGCAGUGUCACCAGUACCUGGGCUUCCACCCACGCUACCAGAUGCAGGAGUCCACUCUGCACGCCUUCUCCUUCACACACCUGCUGCUGGGCCAAGAGAUCCAGCUCUACUUCAUCAUACCCAGGUCCAAGGAGCACUUCUUCAGGUUCAGCCACCCGGGAGGGCGACUGGAGAGCAUGAGGCUGCCGCUGGCCUCUGACUUGAACCCGGACGGCAUCAAGACUCCCAUCUUCACGCCGACCACCGGCCAUCACGAGCACGGCCUCUUCAACCUCUUCCAUGCCAUGGACGGGGCCUCGCACCUUCACAUCCUGGUGGUGAAGGAGUACGAGAUGGCCAUCUACAAGAAGUACUGGCCCAACCACGUCCUGCUGGUGCUUCCCGCCAUCUUCAACGGAGCCGGCAUCGGAGCAGCCCACUUCCUCAUCAAGGAGCUCUCCUAUCACAACCUGGAGCUGGAGCGGAAGCUGCGGGGGGAGGAGCGGGGUGCUCCCGCGGCGGACGUGUGGCCCUUCAUCGUGGUGGCCGACGACUCCUGCGUCAUGUGGAACGCGGCGGAGCCCUGUGGUGGAGCAGCAGAGCGGCCCGCCUCCCUGAAGCAGGUCCUGCAGCACAUGGAGAGCAGCCCGGACCUCAGCCACUACGCCCUGUGUGGACUCAGGAAGUGGAGCGCCCGGGGAGUCACAGGUUUGAAACAGGCAGACUCCUUUUCCAGAGGUCAUCUCCACGACUUCCUCCUCCUCAAUGUGGAGCGCUGUCAGGGCGUCCAGUACGACCAGAAGCGAUUCACCUGUCACGACGUGGACUUCACCCUGCGGCUGCACAGCGCCGGGCUGCUCGUCUGUCGCUUCGACCGCUUCAGCGUGAUGAAGAAGCAGAUCCCCAUCGGAGGCUUCCGGACCUUCAUCAUCAAGACCAAGGUGACGGACGUGCCGACGUCAGUGGGCCCCCCGCAGUACGUCUGCGCCCCCGACAGCAAACACCUGUUCCUGGCGACGCCUGCUCAGCUGCUGCUGGAGAAGUAUCUGCAAAGCACCGGCCACAAGCUCUUUCCUCUCAGCACCAGCAACUACUCGCAGCCGGUUCUGUCUGUGGACUGCUACCUCAACCUGGGCCCCGAGGUGACGCUGUGCUUCGUCAGCUCCAGACCACACGCCGUCAACAUCAGCAGCGCUGGGCUGCUGUUCAGCGGCCUCCUGCUCUGCUUCCCCGAUGCCUUCGUCACUCCGUCUUUCCUCAAGAGGUUCUCCUUCAUCGAAGGAGCAACUCUGUGCGUCAUCAGCGCCGACCGCAGCUCGCUGAGGCAGACUGUGGUCAGACUGGAGCUCGAGGAGGAGUGGAGGUUCAGGCUCAGUGACGAGUUCCAGACCGCUAAUGCCAAAGAGGACCGACCCAUUUUCUUUCUGACGGGGAGACACAUCUGACGGCUCCCUCGUCGGCUCAGGGAGGAGCGCCUCCGGCUGGUGCCCCGCCAAGCCUGUGGUGGAGCGUGUGCGUCGGUGUUUUCACUUUGUCUAAAUGUAAAUAUCCUCUGUGCUGUGAACACGUUUGUGGCUGCUGCACUCUGGC